CUUCGAGACCAGUGAUACUUGCCUACACUGAAGUGUGAUAGUAGUACCAUGAGCCAUAUACUUCUGUCUAUUUGCUUGAUAUGUUUCUGCGCAUUGGGUUUUGUGUGUGUGGAUGGCCGUAGGAUAUUAUUUGAAAACGUUGUUCAAAAUUCCGGACAUAACAAUAUACUCGUCGAUCUACGCGUUCGAAAGUUCAAUCGUACAUUGACGGUACUGAACGGAUCAAUCGUCACUUUCAAUUGGAUUGAUGACAUUCCACAGCUCUCGUUGGAUCUCUUUUACAGCCGGCUCGGAAAUCAGCAGUUUAAUCACUACCCGAUGAAGUUCCCUUCGUGCGGUACCUGCAGCUUUAUCGAUCACAUGCACCGGAACUACGGGAAAUACAUUGCACCGUUGAAAAACUUUCCAGCACUAGGCGAAUGCCCGUUUUCGCCACGGUCCAUCAAUAUUGUCGACUUUGCAUUUCCGGAGGAAGCGGUCCCGAUGGUAAUGCCGCUAGGGCUUUGGAAGGUGGUGAUAUCCCAACGAAAAAAGGGGGAGAAAACGUUGGACUUCUACUAUCUUAUAAAAUCUGAUAACUUUUAAGGUUUGAUUAUAGGGUAGCUUGUUAUAGCUGCAGUAAAAUGUGCCGUUAUGCUGCACCAUUAUUUACUCUAACGAGUCAGUUGGUUAACAUAUUCAUUAGUUCCUAACAAUGUAAACAAUAUGCUAGAAUAAUAGUAGUAGUAAUGUAACACUGAAUGUGCGUUGAGAUGUAAACGAGAAAUUCAAACUCAUUAGGUGUCAUCCAUCUAAUAU
Messenger RNA from Anopheles arabiensis, 798 nucleotides. RefSeq lists its product as uncharacterized. Bases 49 to 585 code for a protein of 178 amino acids. The transcript is spliced from 2 exons. NCBI's taxonomy places the organism in Eukaryota, Metazoa, Arthropoda, Insecta, Diptera, Culicidae. The record is from RefSeq and is a predicted model, not a curated record.